Molecule: messenger RNA, 691 nt
Organism: Plasmodium coatneyi
Lineage: Eukaryota; Apicomplexa; Aconoidasida; Haemosporida; Plasmodiidae
Exons: 4
Coding region: 248-691 (147 amino acids)
Biological process (GO): protein folding
Cellular component (GO): cytoplasm; prefoldin complex
Molecular function (GO): protein folding chaperone
Source: RefSeq, a predicted model, not a curated record
CUUCCUCUCAGCUAAGUGAUACAUUCGACAUGACGAAUAAGCAUAAUUAAUGGCCCCCCUUAUGUUAAGAAUUUUAUUAAUGUUUUUCUUCGCUCGCGAAUAAACGUAUGUACACGUGAGCCGUGUACAUAUAUGUUCGUGCCUUCGUGUAAUUCGAGCAAACACCCCCGUGAGUAAAUUUUUGGCGGGAAUUAUACACAAAGCCUCUAACCCUUUGCAACGGCAUUUUCGAUGAGAAUUUCACAAAAUGGAAACUAAGAGUACCACCCAAGCAUCCAAUCUGAGUGAACAGAAUGAGGCUAAGUCAACGUACGAACAAAUUGAAAAGGAUAGAGUCCAACUGGUAUCCAAGAUAGAAGAGUUAUACCAGGAUGUCGUCGAACACAAACUUGUUCUGGAAGCCUUGGAGAAUGUCCCCUCAGACAGACGGUGCUACAGAAUGGUUGGAGAAAUACUGGUCGAAAGAACUGUUGGCGAGAUUAAACCAGCUUUGGUAGAUCAUAAGAACAAGGUGGAACAAAUCAUAGCCGAGUGCCAGAAGAAGUUGGACGAAAAGAACUCCGAACUUACACAAUUUGUGAAAAAUGCAAAGACGGCCAUAUCACCAACCGACCUUGCUUCGAAGAAGCCUCAAGAUAGCAAUGGCAAUUUUAGCGACAAAGACAAAAAGACGGAAGGGAUUAUGUUUUAA